Messenger RNA from Lampris incognitus (smalleye Pacific opah), 4377 nucleotides. It is a transcript of the gene nhlrc2, whose product is annotated as NHL repeat containing 2. Gene Ontology annotation, molecular function: protein binding. The record is from RefSeq and is a predicted model, not a curated record. The transcript has 12 exons. The coding region runs from base 1 to 2163 and encodes 720 amino acids. Lineage: Eukaryota; Metazoa; Chordata; Actinopteri; Lampriformes; Lampridae.
AUGGCUUCCGCGGGCAGCCUCCCUGCCUUAUUCGCCGUACAGAGUCGACUAGAUGACGCUUUAGAUGACGCCGCUUCGCGGCAAGAGCAAGAAAAACUUGUGUACGAGUAUUUGCUUAAAGUAGACGACAGAGAGGAUCUGAAAAUACCCGAUUUCCAAACAGGUUUGGAAUGGCUGAAUACAGAGGGCCCACUGUCUUUUGCUAAGGAACUGGAUGGUAAAGUGGUGCUACUGGAUUUCUUCACUUAUUGCUGCAUCAACUGCAUGCACAUCCUGCCUGACCUACACCAGCUAGAGAAGAGGCAUUCUGUCAAAGAUGGACUGGUUAUUGUAGGUGUGCACUCUGCAAAGUUCCCCAAUGAAAAAGUCCUGGAGAACGUACGCAGUGCUGUGCUCCGCUAUGACAUCCGCCACCCAGUGGUAAACGAUAGUGAGGCGCUCCUCUGGCAUCAGCUGGAGGUAGCCUGCUGGCCUACACUGGUCGUGCUGGGACCACGUGGCAAGCUGCUGUUCUCCUUGGUGGGGGAAGGCCACCGCGACAGGCUGACACUUUUCGCUGACACAGCGAUGCGAUACUACAGGGAGCGGGACCUGCUGAAGACACACAGUGUAGGGAUCAAGCUGUACCGGGACUCCCUGCCAUCCAGCUGCCUCUCCUUCCCUGGAAAGCUGGCUGUGGACCACAGCACCAAAAGGUUGGCUAUAGCAGACACGGGCCAUCACCGAAUCCUAGUGGUGUCCUUUACCGGGCAGAUGUUGCACGCAGUAGGAGGGCCCGAGAGCGGCAGACAAGAUGGUGAUCUGUCAGAAGCUUCCUUCUUCUCCCCUCAAGGCGUGGCCAUCAAAGGUGACACGGUGUACGUGGCCGACACAGAAAACCAUCUCAUCCGAAAGAUUGAUUUGCUGGAAAGACGAGUCAGCACCUUAGCUGGAGUUGGGGCUCAGGGCACAGACAAAGAGGGCGGGGCUAUGGGACCUCAGCAGCCAAUCAGCUCCCCUUGGGAUGUGUGCCUGGGUACUGCUGGUGGUGCCAAGGAGAAUGUGCUGUGGAUAGCGAUGGCAGGGACCCACCAGAUCUGGGCUUUGUUCCUAGCAGAUGGAAAGCUUCCCAAAGGAAGCGAGUCCAAAGCAGGGACGUGCAUACGAUGGGCAGGCAGCGGAAGCGAGGAGAACCGAAACAACGCCUACCCACACAAAGCCGGCUUCGCCCAGCCCUCAGGCUUGGCUCUGGCCCCAGAGGAAUCCAAUGGCUGCCUGUAUGUCGCUGACAGCGAGAGCAGCACCAUCCGCUCCCUGGCACUGAAGGACGGAGCUGUCAAGCUACUGGUUGGUGGAGAAAGAGACCCACUGAACCUCUUUGCAUUCGGGGACGUGGAUGGGAAAGGUGUGGACGCCAAGCUGCAGCAUCCUCUCGGUGUGGCCUGGGCUGCUGGUGGAAGCCUGCUGUACGUGGCUGAUUCCUACAACCACAAGAUCAAGGUGGUAGAUCCAAAGACGAAGCAGUGUUGGACACUAGCUGGGACAGGAGAGGCUGGAGAUGGUCUGGGGCCAGGAUUUGCCGAGUCUGUCUUUAAUGAGCCUGGGGGACUGUGUGUGGGCGAGGGGGACAGACUACUGUACGUGGCCGAUACCAACAACCACCAAGUCAAAGUGCUGGACCUGGACACCAGGAUGGUUUCACGGUUCCCCAUUUCAUUUGACCACACAGACUCGGUCCCCACGAAGUCUUCGGUAUCGUCUGCUCAAGUCCCCUCGCUGCCUAAAUCUGCUCCCAGGGUGGAAAUGCCGCCGCUGGCCGUGGCUCCGGGCCAGACGCUCACCAUGGCCCUGACCCUGUCACUUCCAGAAGGAGCCAAGCUCACUGAAGAGGCCCCGAGCUCGUGGAGACUGUCCUCUGACGGUAAUGAGUGGUUGCUAGAGAGCCAGGAAGUUACUGGCAACAUCCUGGACCUGUCCAGUCCCCUCCACAUCUCCACCAAACUCCCAGCCAUUACGAAGACGAGAGACUCCACCCCAACCCUCACCUUGAGCGUCUGGGUGUUCUUCUGCCUGCCAGCGGACAGAGCAUGCAUGAUGAGAGCGGUGUCCUUUGUCCAGCCUCUAGAGAUGGACACUAACGCAGGAGGGGAAGAGGUCACUGUGGCAUUGGCUCACGCCUUCUAAAACAACCUCCACCCUCUCUGUCCAGUGUUACAUUGUCCACAGACAAACUUCACUUCACCGUUUCUUCAGUGUUGAAACUUCAGCUCUGCUCUAUUUGAGCUCUUGCAAUAGGAUAAUUUCUUCCUUCUUAGGGCGUUGUUGUUUCUUAAAGCUGUUACUUUUGUGAAAAAUGCAGUUUAACCAUAACAAACUUUUCAUGGAAUAUCUAAAUAUAAACUGAUAAGAAACCCCCUUAGUUAAAACUUAUGUAACCAGUCUGCAGGGCAGUUGGCUGAAUUGCUUGUUGUUUGAUUACUGCUGAUAAGACAGACCGAGCAGCAUUCAGUUUGAAACCAGGGAAGUCCUUCAACAAGCCAAACUACAGAUUAAAACAUUUGGGAACACUUUGUGAAAAGUACAGCUUUUUUAUAGGCUCCCAUGAACUCUAUGAAGACACUGUCCUGAAGUUUUGUUUUUGGAAGUGAAGGCUAAACCAAAAGGUUUUACCCUGCCAGCCAGUUUUUAUCCUGACUCACGUUCCAACACCAUGUACACUAGGAAACAUGAAAGGGAAACAUUCAAUUUGUAAAGAAAUAUUGGGAUGUUAUCAACGUGUACUGUAACUUUAAUAAUAGAGAGCGAGUGUUGUGUGGCAGUCACAGAAAUUCGUUCACCUAAUAUCUAAUUAUAAAAGAAAAGACCUUUUUAAAAAUUGUCAAGCUCUUAAGUACUGUUUUAAAAAGGAAGUGGUGGCACCCUUCCAUUUUGCAUUUGUUACCAGUAGUAUAGUUGGUGGUGGUGGGGUCAGAAACCAUGUGGCCCAAUCAUAUUGGAGACACUCCAAACUCCAGUAAGAUGUAGAAGUUGGAGCGGUGCAGCAAAGUGUGCCAUGAAGAGAAAUGAUGAGCUUUAAAUAACAAUUUGCCUGCACUACUGUCACAAGUAACAGACGAGUAUGGCCGACUCCUCAAAUGUUCUUUUGAGGUUUUUUCUACAUCGUAUGAGGGUGUUUUGUGAUGAAGAGGAUAGACUUCCAAAUUGUCCAAAACCUUUCCUCUUGUUUUCCCUUAACUGGUUGAUAAGAACAGAAUGGAACUUGGUCUCUGUGCCUCUGAAAAGUGAUCUAUGUAAAAUUGCCGUCACUGUUAUCUAUGCAGAUAGUACAUGUGUAAAAUGUGCAGCCCUGCCGUAUUCCCAUACAUCUUCUCUGUACGGCCCUGGAUUAGGUCGUUCCAUACAAGGACACAAGGUCACAAUUUGGCGGCAGACUUUCAAAAUAUGUCUAUCUCGUGUUUGUCUUUGUCAUAUUUAUGUCGCCACUUUAUGAAUGUUCACAGAAGUGGGUUAUGCACAGACGAGGAGGUGAUAGUCCCAGCUACAAGCGUGCGUUGCUUCUGCGUCCCCUGACUGAUUGAUUAUACUGCGUGUUUUAAUGGCAUCGGGAGCCUUUAUGACUGAUCAAAUAAAUUUGGCUGCUGUUCCAGUGGCAAAAUAACAAACAAAGUGCCUAUUUUAAAUUCAAGUAGGCAGCUGCUUCCAUGUGAAUAGACCAUACUUAGAUGGCUGCUUCGUCCCAGUGCGUUGUAUAAAAUGUUAUUUUUGGAAGAUGAAGCCAGUGAUGGUAAUGACUGUAAUCUGUCACGCAUUUAUACGCCUUGUCUUGACACAACAAACUCGGAGAUGUUGUGAUUGGGGGCUGUUGUGAUUAAAUUCAGUAUAAAACUACGUUAUUGAUGUUCCAAUGUUAUAACCCAAAAAAGUUAGUCAUCUUUCCCUGUUUGUCUCAGGAAUGAGCUUCUAUUGUCGUCAUGAUGGCCCAUCAUGAUGGUGUCUGUAGGACUUUAUUCAUACGUGUUCUGACAGCUUCACCGAGGUGCCUUACCAUGUAUGUUGUGAUUCGAUCACGGUCUCCAAAGCAGCAUCAUAUACUGAAGUGAUGGGUAAGAUGCUUGAUUCCCUCAAGUUCACUCCGACUCCACUAGAAACAUUUUACUGUUUAGCUCUGCUGUCUGUCAUUGCUGAUGAGCAGUAAUGAGUUGGGAGGACUUCCCCUGUUUGUUCUCUCACCAUCUAAUGGUUUCUUCUGCCUCCCAAACGUAACUACAUCUUUUAACUGUUUGGAUUUUUGUUUUGUUUUUUCUAUUCCUGUCGAGGGGACCUCUAAAGCGGUUAGCUUGUGAGCGCUGCUCUAUGAAUUGCAACAGAGUAAUAUAACGGAAAAUAAAACCUAUUUAA